Molecule: messenger RNA, 2090 nt
Organism: Asterias rubens (European starfish)
Lineage: Eukaryota; Metazoa; Echinodermata; Asteroidea; Forcipulatida; Asteriidae
Product: E3 ubiquitin-protein ligase TRIM56-like
Exons: 2
Coding region: 219-1220 (333 amino acids)
Molecular function (GO): zinc ion binding
Source: RefSeq, a predicted model, not a curated record
UAAUGUAGUGUUCUUGCACAAUCACACUCACACAGUCUGUGUGCAUCUAUUUCAUCAUGCAAUAUUCUGCUACCAUGUGAACACUGCCCACCAGUUUUUCAGCAUUGGCAGACAGUGUCAGACAGUAUCAGACAGUGACAUUGUAUUAAGAGAUGUGUUGAGCUGUUCUCAUUAAUGUUCUCCAUCCUACUGGGUACUCAUCACAACAUCAAAGAAAUAUGGAUCAGGUUGACUUCAAAAAGAAUGCGUCAUCCCCAAUAACAGCAGAAUCCAUCUUAGACAAGAUAAGUCAAGAUUAUCUUAAGUGUAUCAUCUGUCUAAAUACAUUUACAGAACCAACAUUCCUUGACUGUCAUCACACAUUCUGUCAAUCAUGUCUGAAUGAUUUAAGACAAAGUGAGUCUCAUAGCAGUCAGAGCGGAAUCAAUUGUCCAAGUUGUAGGAAACAAACGCCCCUGAGUGGUAGAGGUUUGUCUGGCCUAAAGCAGAACUUCAUUCUGAAGUCCCUUGCAGAUGACGUGACUCAACAGCAGAAACUCCUGCGAGUUCAACAAGGGGCACUUGUUUGUGGUCAAUGUAACGAUGAAUGCGAUACAGUCAUUCAAUGUAGUGAUUGUUCUAUGACAUUCUGUCAGGAUUGUUGGUUUGAUCAAGAAUCAUCACAUGGUGAUCAUGAGAUUGGUACUUUGACAUCCAAUGAGAAAGCACCAAAAUGCCCUAAGCAUAAAGAGUUAGACUACUGCAUCUACUGUCAAUCAUGUCAAGUUCUUCUAUGUGCUAUGUGUGCAGCAACUACUCAUAGAAGCAUGGACCAUGAACACAUUGACAUUGAUCAAGCAAUAAGCGAUCUGAAAGAAGAGCUUAGGGAACUCAUCUCGAAGGCAGACAUCCGAGUAGAAGAUUUCAUCCGAGAAAGGAGUCUCCUUGAGUAUGAAAUGGAAGAAUUAAAUGCUAAGAUUGAACAUCAGAUGACACAUAUCAAGUCUAAUUAUGAUGAUCCCAAACAACGUCUUCAAACGUUGUCCGAGUUCCAGCAUAAAAAAAAAAUAUACUUUUUUGAAAAACUCAACAAAAUAAGUGCCAAGGUUGAAUGGGCUACUCACAUAUUAGACAAAAUCAAAGACCAAAUGAAAGAGCCAAGCAAGUAUAAACUAAUUCAAAUGAGUGAGGUGUUGGAAGUUCGAAUCAAUGAUAUUAUUCACAAAGAAUUUCAAGAAUAGUUAAUCCAUCUAUACACUCUAAUCAGUACUUGUCUAAACGUAGGCUUCAGUUUCUCAAACUGAUAAAACAACCAUACAUACUGAAAACUACAAAUGUAUUUGGGUGUAUUAUUUGGUUUAAAAAUCAUAAAAGUGUACAAAUUCUUUAGAGACACGUUGUACAAUAAUACAGAUUCAAUAAGUCCUUAUUUCUGAAGAGGUUUUCAGUUUAGAGGGGGAAAAUUCCAGAUUUUUACCAAAAAAGGUGAUUGCCAUCAAAAAGGGGGAAAUGCUAGUAACGUCUGAGUAUAAUUAAAACAUGUACAUAGUUUCACAAUGUAUGUUUCAGUUAUAAAUGCUUGAACACAAUUAACAGUAACUUGAAGUCAGCAACAUACUUGGUAGAAAAAUACUUUGGUUUUAACUGUAUUUUUUGAAGACUUUUAUUUAAUCCUUUGUCCUGUUAGAUAGAUCAAAACCAACCAAGACUGAAUUUUCUAUUACAUCUCAAGCAACAACUUUGUAUUUAGCAUUUUGUAGUUAAAUAUGCUAAUCUGUAUUGUUGGUUUUAGCUUAGUCUUUGGCUUGAUCCGUUUAUAAAUGUUUGUAGUGUAUUGCUGUAAAUUUUGCACUAAACUGAUGUUAGGCCUCCUUCCUACUUACGUGUAUAAAGAGAUACACAAUUUUACUCAAGGCUGAGUUCCUAUUUAAAAUAAUUUGCUGAUGUCAUUUUUUUCUGUAUAUUAUUUGCUUAAGUAAGUUAUUUUAUUCCAUAUUUGCUAACAUAGCCUGUAUUUCUAAUCUUGGUGUAAAGUGCUUAAGAGUCCCUGCCUGUAAGAAUGUACCAAGUGGUGAUUCAUGGGUUCUCAGAUCUUCUUCUAAAAAAUUAGA